AGAACAGACUCUUAAAUAAUUGUCAUUGAAUUUAAAAUAAUUUAUGGGAAAAACAACAUGACUUUCAACAUACAUUUGGUCACACAUGUGGGGGCCAUUAUGGGCUACGUCAACCUUUCCAUUUGAAUCAAAUAUGGCACUCUAUUAAAGGCUAUGUUGCAGGUUUUUUUUUUUUUCUUUUCUGGUAAUUUUCUAGUUCGUAAUAAACAUUUAAACAGUUAUCCAUUGUAUUUGAUGUUGUAGGGUAUUACAAAAAAGAAAUAUAAUAAGGAAAAGUAGGUGAUAUCUUAGCGGUUAGCUACAGGUUAGCAAUGAAUCUUGUUUCUCCCACAAUGCAUUGCAUGACGUCACAUGAGGUACUCGCUUUUGGACGACAAACGAAAGCCCGCCUUAAUACCAUUGAGAGAGUGAGACGAGUAGUGAGAGUAGUAGCUAGUGAAAGAGAUCGAUAGAUUGAUAGAUAAAUAGAUAGAUAUCAUAGCAUAAAUAUAUAGUCAGAGAUAGCAUAGCAUAACAGAUAGCUUAGAGAAAGAGUAGAGAAUAAAUAGACAACAUGGUUUAUUACUGUGUUUGUGGCGGGUGCAAGAACUCCAGCAAAACUGGACAUAGGGUCCAUUGUUUCCCCAAGGACAAAGGGAUCUUCCGAAACUGGGUGCAAUUUGUCAAGAUUAGGCGGGCAGAUUUUUCAGCUAGCUCUGUCACCGCCUACUCGAGAAUAUGCAGCGCGCAUUUCAAGGAGGAGGAUUACCACUCAGGGGAUGCCAAGAUGGUCGCACUUUCUUUAAAAAGUAUGAGGAUGGCUAAGUUAAUUCCUACCGCCGUGCCGUCUGUGAAUGCAAACCUCUCUGCUUGUCCUGUCCCGAGGUCGAGAGACACCGUCUGCUGCAAGCGAUAUAUUGCCACGAUGAUGACAGAUACCUCACAGCAGGAGACCGUGGACAGUGUAGACACUGUGGAGAGUGUCGAUACUGGCGAUCAGCCCUUGCCCUCCUCCACUUCUGACGCUGUGACACAGUGUUAUUUGAAGCCCCCCCGAUGGUCUCGCGCUGUGCAGGUUAACCUGAAGCCCAAGAUGGUCAGCGUGGGUACACAGACGUCUUUCAGCCCACAAACCUCCACUCCCCUCGCUAGUCCUGAACGGACAGAUGAUGAAGAUGAUGAUAAUGCCUCUGUCGUUAGUGACUUAUCGUGGGUGCCCGAAGAGCCGAUGCAUGAGGAGGACUUGUUUGAUGAGGAGCCACCUUACGCUUGUGACCCCCACCACAAUGUUGUCUGGGCUCACUGUGUGUCUGCUUGAUGUGCUUUUGCGUGUGUGUGUGUGAGAGAAACAAAAGAAACUGUGCAAAUGUUUCAGGUCAGUAAUCUUCGUCCUUGUUCAGUAAAUGUUCAGUAACCGUUAAAAGCAAUGCCAAUAAACUGUGUUUUCUUAUCAAAA
Molecule: messenger RNA, 1435 nt
Organism: Carassius auratus (goldfish)
Lineage: Eukaryota; Metazoa; Chordata; Actinopteri; Cypriniformes; Cyprinidae
Product: THAP domain-containing protein 10-like
Exons: 4
Coding region: 554-1297 (247 amino acids)
Molecular function (GO): sequence-specific DNA binding
Source: RefSeq, a predicted model, not a curated record